Messenger RNA from Indicator indicator, 1266 nucleotides. It is a transcript of the gene CRPPA, whose product is annotated as CDP-L-ribitol pyrophosphorylase A. Gene Ontology annotation, molecular function: D-ribitol-5-phosphate cytidylyltransferase activity. The record is from RefSeq and is a predicted model, not a curated record. Lineage: Eukaryota; Metazoa; Chordata; Aves; Piciformes; Indicatoridae. The coding region runs from base 1 to 1266 and encodes 421 amino acids. Gene Ontology annotation, cellular component: cytosol. The transcript has 11 exons. Gene Ontology annotation, biological process: isoprenoid biosynthetic process; protein O-linked glycosylation via mannose.
AUGGAGCCCAGCAGCGGGAGCCGGGAUGCCAGGCCCGCCGUUACGCUGGUGGCGGUUGUGCUGCCGGCGGGCGGGAGUGGGGAGCGCCUGGGCGGCGCCACUCCCAAGCAGUUCUGCGCUGUACAAGGCAGGCCGCUCAUCAGCUACACAGUGCGGGCGAUGGAGAGGAUAAGUUGGAUAUGUGACAUAAUUGUGGUGGUCUCUCCUGAAAAUGUUGAAACAAUGAAGUCCAUCAUUGAGAAAUAUGGCCACAAGAGAGUUACAGUAGUAAAAGGUGGAAUAACUCGUCAUCGCUCAAUUUUCAACGGACUGAAAGUAUUUGCAGAGAGUGAACUUUCCAACCAUUUGCUCCAGAAACCAGAAAUAGUGAUUAUCCAUGAUGCUGUGAGGCCAUUUGUCGAAGAAGAUAUUCUUUCAAAAGUGGUCAUGGCUGCUAAAGAAUAUGGGGCAGCAGGAGCAAUUCGUCCUCUAGUUUCUACUGUUAUUGCCUCUGCUGCAGAUGGUUGUUUAGACCACUCAUUGGAACGUGCCAGGUACAGAGCGAGUGAAAUGCCUCAGGCUUUCUUGUUUGAUAUAAUCUAUAAAGCAUACCAACAGUGCACAGACUAUGAUUUGGACUAUGGAACUGAAUGUUUGCAUCUGGCUCUGAAAUACUGUGAAACAAAUGCCAAACUUGUUGAAGGACCAGCUGACCUCUGGAAGGUGACCUACAAGCGGGAUUUGUAUGCAGCUGAAUCGAUUAUUAAGGACAACCUAUCACAAGAAGUUUGUGUUAUUACUGAUGUGAAGGAAGCUGUUGCACAAGUAGGUUUUCACUUUCAUGAAUCGCUGAAAAGCCAAAUGAAAGUUGAAGCUAUAUCAGUAUCUCUAAGCAAAAUUGAUAGCCACCUACAAAGCAUCUUUUCAGGACAGUGCUACAAUUUUGUUUGUGUAAAUGAUAAAAAGUAUGCCAUUGAAGAAACCCAGCAACUAGUGGAUAUGUUGGAAAAGUCAAAUACUCCUCUCUUAAAUCCAGUUGUCCUUAUUUUGGUACAGUUGGAUAUUUCAGAAAAAGUUUCUUUCAACAUUGGCAUGGAAGAACUAACUUGGAUCAAGAAAUUUGCAAGGGAAGUGAAAAAGAAAAACAUUUUGGUUUAUGGCCUCUUUAUCAACAUUGAAAGUGACCAUUUGCUGCUUCAGGAGACAGUAAAUUCUGCUGCUGCUCUUAUCAUGGCAUUAAUAAAGGACAGAAAUCCGGCGCUGAUAGGCCAGCUGUUGGUAGCGUAA